Messenger RNA from Gracilinanus agilis (Agile Gracile Mouse Opossum), 1323 nucleotides. RefSeq names its product presenilin associated rhomboid like (gene PARL). Gene Ontology annotation, molecular function: serine-type endopeptidase activity. Gene Ontology annotation, cellular component: membrane. Bases 2 to 1138 code for a protein of 378 amino acids. Lineage: Eukaryota; Metazoa; Chordata; Mammalia; Didelphimorphia; Didelphidae. The record is from RefSeq and is a predicted model, not a curated record. The transcript is spliced from 10 exons.
GAUGGCGUGGAGAGCCUGGGCUCGGAGUGGCUGGGGCUGCGGCAGCCCGGCGUGGGGGGCGCCGGGGGCCCAGGACUGGGAGCUGUGCGCCAGCCGGGCCCCCACUCUGUUCCUGGGCCCCAGGUUUAACUUCUUUAUUCAGUCGAAAAAUGGAUUCAGAAAAGCACCCAGAAAGGUUGAACCUCGACGCCCUGAUGGAAGCAUAGUUGGUGAAAACUAUAAGAGAAGUGCUUUGACCCCUCCAGUUGAAGAAACUGUCUUUUACUCAUCUCCGUAUCCUAUAAGGAACCUUGUGAAACCUUUGUUUUUUACUGUCGGGUUCACAGGGUGUGCAUUUGGGUCAGCUGCUAUUUGGCAGUACGAAGCCCUGAAAUCCAGGGUUCAGAGCUACUUCGAUGGUGUAAAGGCAGAUUGGUUCGAUAGCAUAACACCUCAGAAGGAAGGAGACUUCAGAAAGCAGGUUAACAAGUGGUGGAAUACCCUAAGUGAUGGCCAGCGAACUGUGACAGGAAUCAUAGCUGCAAACAUCUUUGUUUUCUGUUUAUGGCGAGUACCUUCCCUGCAGCGAUCAAUGAUCAAGUACUUCACGUCCAGUCCGGCCUCCAAAGCCCUAUGUUCCCCCAUGCUGCUGUCUACCUUCAGUCAUUUCUCCUUGUUCCACAUGAUGGCAAACAUGUACGUGUUAUGGAGCUUCUCCUCCAGCAUUGUCAGUAUCCUUGGGAAGGAGCAAUUCGUGGCUGUCUACCUGUCUGCAGGUGUUAUCUCCACCUUCGUCAGUUAUGUCAGCAAAGUGAUCACAGGCAGAUUUGGACCAUCCCUUGGUGCAUCAGGAGCAAUCAUGACUGUCCUGGCAGCUGUUUGUACAAAGAUCCCUGAAGGGAAGUUGGCCAUCAUCUUCCUCCCCAUGUUUACCUUCACUGCAGGAAACGCACUAAAGGCCAUUAUUGCGAUGGAUACAGCUGGGGUGAUCCUAGGAUGGAAGUUUUUUGAUCAUGCAGCACAUCUUGGAGGAGCCUUUUUUGGAAUGUGGUACGUUACGUAUGGCCACGAGCUGAUCUGGAAGAACAGGGAGCCACUGGUGAAAAUUUGGCACGAAAUAAGGACUAAUAGCCCCAGGAAGGGAGGCGGGUCGGAGUGAUCCUGCUGGAAAAGAGCCGCGCCGCCCGCCUCUGAGUGACCCACCUGGAAGACACAGACGAGGGGAUGCCCCCGGCGGCCCUCGAGCCAGAAGCCGGGCCUGGAGCUCGAACGGUGUUCCCAGAUGUUUGUCUCCGUAGGAAGUGAAUUAAGAGAAAGUUGACACAAUAAAUGUUUCUGUCUCUA